ACAAGUGUGUGCGGAACGCCAGACCUUUACUCAUCUUAGAUAAAACUUGUUACCUCUGCCCAAACACGGCCAAGUUUCCGACGUUAGCUGAUCAUGCAGUUGAAUGUUAAGUGGCCAGAAAGUUUAGGUGGUAUGCAGUACUCCUUGGUUUCCUCGUGUUCUAAUUUUUUGGAUCUAUAAGAAUUAAUUAUACUAACCCCAUUAAUGUUUGUAGUGAUUGUUCAAGUAUCUUGUAUGUUCGUAGCUGAAUCUACUAAUCACACGAAAAAAAAGUUAGGUGGAUGGUACGGAUGCUGAUAACUAUAUAUAAAACCCCGAAAUUCUUGAAAUGACGAAAACAUCGUUUGUAUGAACCACAAGAAUGGCUCCACAAGUGACAUGUCUAACUCAGCUAGCAGAGGAGAACUCCCUCCACCAAAAAUUCAUCAGGGAUGAGGAUGAGAGGCCUAAGGUGGCCUACGACCAAUUCAGCGAUGAUAUUCCGCUGAUAUCGCUUGCUGGAAUUGGGGAAAGCAGCAGCGAGAGGGCUGAGAUAUGCCGGAAAAUAGUGGCAGCCUGUGAGGAGUGGGGCAUUUUCCAGGUAGUUGAUCAUGGGAUUGACUCCAAGCUCAUAGAGGAUAUGACUCGUUUGGCUCGUGAGUUCUUCGCUUUGCCUGCGGAAGAGAAGCUUCGGUUCGACAUGUCUGGAGGGAAGAAAGGUGGCUUCAUCGUCUCUAGCCACCUCCAGGGGGAAGCUGUGCAGGACUGGCGUGAAAUCGUGACAUACUUUUCUUACCCGGUUAAGGCCCGAGACUACUCGAGGUGGCCCGACAAGCCGGCGGGUUGGCGGGUCGUAACAGAGGCGUACAGCGAGCAGUUGAUGGGUUUGGGUUGCAAACUGUUGGAGAUUUUAUCGGAAGCCAUGGGUCUUGAAAAGGAUGCACUGUCUAAAGCUUGUUUGGAAAUGGAUCAGAAAGUGGUUGUCAAUUUCUACCCGAAAUGCCCACAACCGAAUCUCACUCUGGGCCUCAAGCGCCACACGGAUCCGGGUACCAUUACUUUGCUGCUCCAGGAUCAGGUGGGCGGGCUGCAGGCGACCCGAGAUGGUGGCAAGACAUGGAUCACGGUUCAGCCCGUGGAGGGGGCUUUCGUGGUCAAUCUUGGUGACCAUGGCCAUUAUCUAAGCAACGGGAGGUUCAAGAAUGCGGACCAUCAAGCAGUAGUGAACUCGAACUUGAGCAGACUAUCAAUCGCAACAUUCCAGAAUCCAGCUCCGAAUGCCAUAGUUUACCCGUUGAAGACGAGGGAAGGCGAGACGGCGGUGAUGGAGGAGGCGAUCACGUAUAUGGAGAUGUACAAGAGGAAGAUGAGCAGGGACCUUGAACUAGCCAGGCUCAAGAAACUGGCUAAGGAAAAUAAGGAAGAGGAGCUGGAGAAACCCAAACUUAAAUCCUGCAAUGCUCUUCAACAACUUCUAGCUUGAUGUUUGUGUACUGCAUCUCUAACAUUAUGUGUGUGUGUUGCUUUGUGGUUUGUUUGGUUUUGUCUUGUAAUGAGUUAUAGACAUGACAUGAUAAAAUAAAAAUAUUAAUUC
Molecule: messenger RNA, 1573 nt
Organism: Sesamum indicum (sesame)
Lineage: Eukaryota; Viridiplantae; Streptophyta; Magnoliopsida; Lamiales; Pedaliaceae
Gene: F3H
Product: flavanone 3-hydroxylase
Source: RefSeq, a predicted model, not a curated record